AGAAAGGAGAAAUGGACUUGGUGGUGAUCCACACUACCAGCCAUUGAUAUCAUCCGAUUCCUCUUCCUUUCCCUCUUCAUCUUCCGUCACUAAACAAAACAAGAGAAGAACAGAGAAGGGAAUCCAUCCAUGAGUAGUAGUUCGUUAAUGGGCCAGCUAGUUUUUCCAUCGGAAAAUGGCCGUAAGCUCUGGGAAGACCAAUCUUUCAUCAAGUGGAACAAGAGAGACCCCCAUGUCACUUUCCGUUCCCAUGAAUCGCUUGAGGGAUCUCUUAAAUACUGGUAUAAACAGAAUAAAGUGAAUUACUUGGUGGCCAAUUCUGCUGUUUGGAACGAUGAUGCUGUGCGUGCAGCUCUUGAGAGUGCUUCCUUUUGGGUCGAUAAUUUGCCUUUCAUUACAUCUUUGUCUGGCUAUUGGAAAUUUUUCUUGGCUUCCAGUCCUAACAAGGUUCCUCAGAACUUUUUUGAUGCUGAAUUUCAGGAUUUUGAAUGGAGUUCUUUGCCUGUUCCCUCAAACUGGCAGGUGCAUGGGUUUGAUACACCGAUAUACACGAAUACAACAUAUCCAUUUCCACUUGAUCCACCUUUUGUCCCGGAGGAAAAUCCUACUGGCUGCUACAGGACAUACUUUCAUAUUCCUGAAGAAUGGAAAGGUCGUCGAAUUUUCUUGCACUUUGAGGCUGUUGAUUCUGCCUUCUUUGCUUGGAUUAAUGGGGUCCUUGUAGGAUAUAGUCAAGAUAGUAGACUACCUGCUGAAUUCGAAAUCACUGAUCACUGUCAUUCUUUUGGUUCGGAGGAUAGUAAGAAUGUUCUAGCUGUUCAAGUACUUAGAUGGAGUGAUGGCUCUUACCUUGAAGAUCAAGAUCAUUGGUGGUUAUCUGGAAUUCACCGUGAUGUGCUUCUUAUAGCCAAGCCACCGGUAUUCAUUGCGGACUACUUUUUCAAAUCAAACUUGGCUGAGGAUUUUUCUUCUGCAGACAUCGAGGUUGAGGUGAAGAUAGAUAAUUCACAGGCAACGCCUAAAGACACUAUUCUUUCCAGAUUCACUAUAGAAGCUUCACUUUAUGAUACUACCGGCUGGUACAAGGGUGAUGGAGAUACUGAUCUAAUUUCUUCUAAUGUGGCUAACAUGAAGCUCAAGACUAAAUCUGGUGCAAGUCCAGGAUUUCAGGGUUAUUGGCUUGGAGGAAAACUAGACAAACCCAAGCUUUGGUCUGCAGAGAAACCUGAUUUGUACACUCUUGUUGUCAUCCUCAAAGACGCUUCUGGCAAUGUGGUUGACUGCGAAUCAUGCCUGGUAGGUAUACGCCAAGUAUCAAAAGCUCCUAAGCAGCUUCUUGUAAAUGGGCAGCCAAUCAUAAUAAGAGGUGUGAAUAGGCAUGAACAUCAUCCACGCUUGGGGAAGACCAACAUAGAGUCCUGCAUGAUUAAGGAUUUAGUCUUAAUGAAACAAUACAACAUCAAUGGUGUGAGAAACAGCCAUUAUCCCCAACACCGCCGUUGGUAUGAGCUAUGUGAUUUAUUUGGCAUGUAUAUGAUAGAUGAAGCCAACAUCGAGACACAUGGUUUUGAUUAUUGUGAUCAUGUGAAGCAUCCUACUUUAGAACCUAGUUGGGCUGCUGCAAUGAUGGACCGAGUCAUAGGCAUGGUGGAGAGAGACAAAAAUCAUGCUUGUAUUAUUUCUUGGUCUUUGGGAAAUGAAUCUGGUUAUGGACCAAAUCAUUCUGCUUUAGCUGGUUGGAUUCGAGGAAAGGAUCCCUCGCGGUUGGUACAUUAUGAAGGAGGUGGUUCAAGAACCCCAUCCACAGAUAUUGUAUGCCCAAUGUACAUGCGGGUUUGGGACAUAGUGAAAAUUGCAAACGAUCCAAAUGAAAACCGUCCGCUGAUAUUAUGCGAGUACUCUCAUGCAAUGGGAAAUAGCUGCGGCAAUAUACAUGAAUAUUGGGAAGCAAUUGAUAGCACAUUUGGUCUCCAAGGUGGUUUUAUAUGGGACUGGGUUGAUCAGGCACUGCUAAAGGACACUGAGCAAAAUGUCAAGCGCUGGGCAUAUGGGGGUGAUUUUGGCGAUGUUCCUAAUGAUUUGAACUUCUGUCUGAACGGCGUGACUUGGCCAGAUCGAACUCCUCAUCCUGCACUGCAUGAAGUAAAGUUUCUCUAUCAACCAAUCAAGAUUUUAUUUAUGGGAGGCACAUUAAAGAUAACAAACACUCAUUUUUUUGUUACAACCCAAGGACUGGAAUUCACUUGGAUUGCUCAUGGGGAUGGAUGUAAACUUGGAUCUGGAAUUUUAUCUCUCCCCUUGAUAGAACCUCAGCAUAGUCAUGAUAUUGAAUGGGAGUCAUCUCCAUGGUAUAAUAUGUGGCUCUUAUCAUCCGCAGAAGAGAUUUUUGUAACGAUAACUGCUAAGCUUUUGGAUUCCACAAUCUGGGUUGAAGCUGGUCAUGUCAUCUCAUCUACACAAGUCCAGCUGCCUGCCAAAGGAAAAAAUACUAAACAUGAGAUUAGGGCUAAUGAUGGUAUCUUUGUAAGUGAAACUCUCGGGAACAUGAUUAAAAUGAGCAAGAAGGAUUUGUGGGAGAUAGUGUUUAAUGUGCAAUCUGGAAUAAUUGAAAGCUGGAAGGUUAAAGGAGUUCUUGUGAUGAGUAAAGGUAUAUUGCCAUGCUUCUGGCGAGCACCAACAGAUAAUGACAAAGGAGGAGAUUCCAAAAGUUAUCUUGCACGGUGGAAGGCUUCUCAACUUGAUACUCUUCAUUAUAUAACUGAAAGCUGUUCUAUACAGAAUGUGUCAGACCAUCUUGUGAAAAUAGCUGUUGUUUUUCUUGGUGUGCCAAGGAAUGAGGAGGGUUCCGCCUCUAAUUUGGGAAACAAAACAGCUUCAAUGAAAAUUGAGGUGGUUUACACAAUCAAUGGCUCUGGUGAUGUCAUUAUGAACUGCAAUGUAACGCCAAAAUCUGAUCUUCCACCUUUGCCUCGUGUGGGAGUUGAGUUCCUUUUGGAAAAAUCAAUUGACCAGGUAAAGUGGUAUGGAAGAGGGCCAUUUGAAUGUUAUCCAGACAGAAAAGCUGCUGCCCACAUUGACAUCUAUGAGAAAAAUGUGGAUGAGAUGUACGUUCCCUACAUUGUUCCAGGGGAAUGUUCUGGCAGGGCUGAUGUUAGAUGGGUGACUUUCCAAAACAUGAAUGGUGUUGGCAUUUAUGCUUCAAUAUAUGAAAACUCUCCACCUAUGCAAAUGAGUGCAAGUUUCUAUUCAACAGCACAACUUGACCUUGCAAAGCAUAAUGAUGAUCUUGUCAAAGGAAACAACAUUGAGGUUCAUCUAGAUCACAAGCACAUGGGGGUGGGUGGAGAUGAUAGUUGGUCGCCGUGUGUUCACGACAAGUAUCUCAUUCCCACUGCUCCUCUUUCCUUUUCAAUCAGGUUCGCUCCCAUAACACCAGCCAUUUCAGGUGUGGAAGUCUACAAAUCCCAGCUUCAGUAGUAGUUAAUUUCAGGAUUACUUGUGUAAAACUGGAGAUAACUUUAUAUUGUGACCACUCGACCAAGAUCAAAUCCCUAGGUCUCAUUUUUUUGAUGCAUUUGAUUUUGGUCAAUAAUAAGAAAGACAUAAUAAGUUAUGCUUUA
This is a messenger RNA of Humulus lupulus (European hop), 3620 nucleotides long. RefSeq lists its product as uncharacterized. Gene Ontology annotation, biological process: lactose catabolic process. Gene Ontology annotation, cellular component: beta-galactosidase complex. Bases 130 to 3477 code for a protein of 1115 amino acids. NCBI's taxonomy places the organism in Eukaryota, Viridiplantae, Streptophyta, Magnoliopsida, Rosales, Cannabaceae. Gene Ontology annotation, molecular function: carbohydrate binding; beta-galactosidase activity. The record is from RefSeq and is a predicted model, not a curated record. The transcript has 17 exons.